Molecule: messenger RNA, 1252 nt
Organism: Megachile rotundata (alfalfa leafcutting bee)
Lineage: Eukaryota; Metazoa; Arthropoda; Insecta; Hymenoptera; Megachilidae
Product: Coiled-coil domain containing protein 151
Biological process (GO): cilium movement; outer dynein arm assembly
Cellular component (GO): cilium; ciliary basal body; ciliary rootlet
Source: RefSeq, a predicted model, not a curated record
AUGAUGCAAAUCAAGGCGAACAUAGUACGAAUGAAGUAUCGUUCCAUGCGUUCCGAUUUGAAGGAAAAAUCAGUGUUUUACGCGUCAUCUCUAAAAAACUUAGAGGACGAAAUCAAGGAGCAAGAAAAUGAAAUGAAACGUCUACAGAGAGUGAAGGAAGAAGCCAUUACGUUAAGAGAUAACACACAGGAGACGUUGAUAAAGGAGGAAAUUGAAGUUACAAACUGCAGCAAAGAACGAAAUGCUGUACUCGAGGAAUACAGACGACGCGUAUUGGAACGAAAGAUGGAACUCGAACGACUGGAAAAGAUGAUAUUCCAUUCGCGUUCCCGAGACGAUUUCGACACACGUGGGAAAAGUCGCGUGGUGCCCACAGAGGACAUUACCAAGGACGAGGUGACACGACUGGAAGAGGCGUUCUCCAAGCUUCGCAGCGCCACCGGAGUGUCCAGGUCCGAGGACGUUCUGAACCGGUUUCUGGGUCAGCGGGCGACCAAGAAUAAUCUACAGAAAAUGCGGUUGGCCACGGAGCAAGAGAAAAUGGCGUUAGAAAAGCAAAGACAAGAACUGAUCGCCGAGAUGGAGACGAAAAAGUUCUCUGAAACGAAGAACGCGGAACAAAACGCGGAAGAAGUGGAAACGUUGAACAGCCAGAUCGAUGAGCAACGAGCGCGUCAAUUAAAGGCAGAAACGGAAAGACAAAGGGUCGAGGAUCUUCUGCGAGAAAUAACUACGACUUUGUGGAACGUGUGCAAUAAGUUUCGAGAUAUUAUUGACAAUUUGCCUGAGGAGCCAAGUAAAAUUGAAAAUCCCUUGGAACUGAUAGAUUUGAUGAACGAAAAAUCGAAGAGCAUAAUCGAAACCUUAGGUGGACCCGACAAGUAUCUGGAAGUAUUGAACGAAAUUGUAAUCGAUAAGGUAGAAACAGUAUCGAUUACAACGACAUCGGUAGAGGGAAAAGUGGCACGUUCGAAUGGAGGACCGCUGUUUCCACGAUUUCCGUCCUCUACAACACCAGCAACGAUACUUUCGGAAGAAGAGGAAGAGAUACCAACCAGAAAUGCUCUUAAGAAACAGGCACAACAGCUGGUUGACAUAAAGAGCCGUCGAAAAGGAUUCACUUUUAGGAGAUAAACCUGUCUGUUGGAAAUCGAACAUUUUUAUUGUUGAUUAGUUUAUUGUUGAAUUGUUGCUUUAUCUUGUUUAUUGAUACUUUUUUUAGUGAUAUAUCUGCAAUUCUCGAAAUGUUAAA